AUGCUGUGUGUAAUCGGUAAUGCUGUCGAUGACGCAGCACGUCAGGCAGAGGACCACGGUAUGUUUGACAGGAAACGGCCUCGCGCCGACGAUGACUCUUCAUCUUCCGAUGGUCCUGAUUCUGUGCGUCCCCGGCCUCUUUCCUGGCUUCCAUCGGCUCCUGUGGAACCCUCGAUGCAAUCAACUCAACUUCGUUCCCUCGGAGUUGAAUCCAUCUUGAACCCUCCCUCAAAAGCUGCUGUCGUGGCCGCAGAAAACGGUCGGGAAGGUUUGGUGUCGCAGUUACCGACUGCAUCCUCGUCCCAUGCUCGGCUGCCCUCAUCCCCCUCCGUCCAUCUCCCUUCUCCGUCCCUUCAUCCAGCAAAACGCCUAUCUUCAUCUCCUGCCAUGAGAAGUCAUCAGGCCAUCGCCCCCGCCUCCCCGUCCGCGCGCUUCGUUGCUGCUCCAGGCGGGUACCCCCCCAAAUUGGGGGUGUCACAGUCCCCUCUGGCCCAUGCAUCGCGGCUAGCCUCCUAUUCCCCAGCUCCUGGUUCUCACUUGACCAUCGAUCCGGUCUCUGGACAGCCAAUCCCGACAUCUACGCAUCAAGCAGUGGCUCCAGUCUCCAUCCAUUCGACCCCAACUUUCCACAGCCGUCGAACAAGUGCCAAUCCUACUCCUGCUCCGAGCUCACAGGAAACGAGCCCUACGACUCCGGUUUCUGCUUACAGCAAGCUCGGACGGUCAUCUCCCGCCGUCUCUGCCGCGCCUCUGGCUCAACACACACCCUCGUUCCUCACUACAUCUCCAUAUAUCAAAAGUGAACCAGCCUCUCGAUUGCCUUCAGUAAUGGCAGGAUCUAGGCAUACGGGCGAAGAAAAGCCUGCGGUGGGAGGCCCACCGGAGAGCCCCCCUUACCCUGGCAUGAUUCCCUGUCUUCUCGAUUUGAAGUCCGGGUCGUCUAGCCAGGCCGAGAAACGGAGGGCGAAUAGUGAUGCGUCCAGGAGAUUCCGGAACCGCAAACGAAACGAGAUGCAGUUGGAGCAGAAGAUUGCUGGGCAGCAGGAUGAGAUCCGGAAACACACCGAAGCGAUGCAGAGGCAGGCCCAAGAGAUCCGAUCUCUGAUCCAGGAACGGGAUUUCUACCGUUCUGAGAGAGAUUUCUUUCGUGAGCACGUCACUCGUUUGGUACCUGCAGGCCAGCUGCCCACCAGGCCCGCUUCUCCUCGAGCCCUGCGCCCGUCCUUCGAGCCGACCGCAUCUGAGCGUGAGCGCGAAGCAUGGCACACGUCCGAUGGUUCCCGCAAGGUUGUCGAGACCACCUCUGGCCCAGGUGGGAAGCUGGCUCCGGCGCCAUCCAACCUGAUGGCCCGUUCAUCCACGAGGCCGCCCGUGACCUGGUCCACGGCUCCGGCUUCGUAUGCAACAACCCAUGUCGAGCGGAGUAUCCUGCCUGAUGAGCAGCAGGCACGAUCACUGCCCCAGUUUCCUGGACAAUGGGCGCGGAGCUCGUAA
Messenger RNA from Aspergillus sclerotioniger CBS 115572, 1494 nucleotides. RefSeq lists its product as uncharacterized. NCBI's taxonomy places the organism in Eukaryota, Fungi, Ascomycota, Eurotiomycetes, Eurotiales, Aspergillaceae. Gene Ontology annotation, biological process: regulation of DNA-templated transcription. The transcript is spliced from 2 exons. The record is from RefSeq and is a predicted model, not a curated record. Gene Ontology annotation, molecular function: DNA-binding transcription factor activity. Bases 1 to 1494 code for a protein of 497 amino acids.